UGAUACGUGAAAAUGUGCUAGGAAUAGCGUCUUGUGAACAUCCCCCAUGAGUAUCAGGCGGUGUGCAGACUGGCAGGGCCACGGUAUAGUCAUCCAGUCUUUUUCGUAAUGUAGGAGUAUUGUCCACGCGAGUCUGAGCAGGGUCCAUCUGCUCGUUGGCCAUCUGCUCGAGAGGCUAUACUGGCACCGGAAAAUAAGCACACCGGAGCAAGACUGUCCUGGAAUGUCCACGUUGCGUGCAGGGUGAAAGCAACCCCGGUGAACCACGAUCGAUUCACCCGAGCGUAGCCAUAUACGGGAAUGAUACCCGAAAGAUACGAUCGAUACUGGCAGUAGACUCGGUCGUGUAUCUGAUGUAUAGUAACAGCAGGGAGCGUUUCGGCGAUAGGCCUGAUGGGGCGCAAGUACGGUCAAAGGUACAUCAAAUACGAGCUAAUAGAGCAUGGAUACAAUGCUCAUGGUGAGGGCGACGCUGCAGAACGCUGCGCUCGCCGUAGACCCAAGGUUAUAUCCCAGAGCGCCUCUCGCAUUGUAUCAAAUGGCAGUCAUCGGGAUAUCGAGGAUAUAUAUGGACUCCUCUCGAUGACUUGCCAUUCUCGCGAUCAUCUCGGGGUAAUGCUCCGCGAACCCAGCUCUUUCUGACCACCAGCCACCCUCUCAGUCGGUCGCGGAGCGAUGCUGGGAUAAACUGCACAACUGUGUCCAAAAUUUUUGUCUGCCAAAAGCGAAACUGCUGAACCACGGGCACCGAAGUGCGUCAAAUUUCAGCAGAAUUAUAAAAGGCGAUAGUUCGUUCUGAGCCACACAGGAAUAUACAUUCACCCAAUGUUUGUGAUGGUGAUAUAAGGGU
This is a messenger RNA of Sphaerulina musiva SO2202, 850 nucleotides long. RefSeq lists its product as uncharacterized. The coding region runs from base 394 to 642 and encodes 82 amino acids. Lineage: Eukaryota; Fungi; Ascomycota; Dothideomycetes; Mycosphaerellales; Mycosphaerellaceae. The transcript has a single exon. The record is from RefSeq and is a predicted model, not a curated record.